Messenger RNA from Aspergillus melleus, 444 nucleotides. RefSeq lists its product as uncharacterized. The transcript has a single exon. The coding region runs from base 1 to 444 and encodes 147 amino acids. Lineage: Eukaryota; Fungi; Ascomycota; Eurotiomycetes; Eurotiales; Aspergillaceae. The record is from RefSeq and is a predicted model, not a curated record.
AUGUACCUAACACGCCAGGCCCAAGUCGAAUCGAAGGAAAAGGCUCUGGAAGCCUACCGGAAGGAACGAUUUCGUGGAAGCGCCCGAGUCCGUCUAGAUUGCCUUGGGUUUGAGAAGGGGUUCAGCCGCCUGAUGGAUGACGGCCGCAAUGCCGUCCGGCUCGAGCGAAUUCUCGAGUUGCAAGGCUGUCUUCGCAUCAACCGGGAUUACCAUGUCCCGGUGCUGGUCGAUGCGGCCGACUGGGGCCGUAGCAUCAAGAUGCAUGAUAGCGAAGACGAGCUGCUCCCGGAAUUGGCUGUGCCUCUGAAUAUGUCACUCCGCGCCCAGGGACACGAAAGCAUUGUCGCAGCGGCACGAAAGAUGCUAUCCGGGCCGAGUCGGUGGUGGGUGGUUGAUGUAUACGUGGAGGAUCCAGGUAAGUUCCCCCCGGCAUCGCUGGUCUGA